AACUCGGAAGACGGAAACACAGGUCGGAAAUAUAAUAUGGCAAAUAAUAAAUAAGUAAAUGCCUACCUAUAUAAAAAUAUGUACUUCAAUUUAAAACAUAAUUAGAUAGGUAGUCGUUUUGUGGUCGUUUACUUGUACCCUUUGUAUCUGGUGAACAUCGUUAACAAUGAUUGAGUUAACUGGAGAAAGUUUAGCCAAGCGACAGCAGGAGCUGAACGCAAAGGUAAAUGACACAAUUCAUAGAGCAAUAGUUUUCGAGGAUAUAAAAGAUUUGGAAGAAAAAUCCGACAUCGACAAGUUGUAUAAAAUCGAUGUCGCAUCUCAAUACAAAAAUAUUGAUUAUAUUGUAGAGGUGUUGAAAUGUGGAGACAGCUUGUACGUGUCGAGAGCCCUGAAGUGUGAAUGGCUGUAUAACGAUGAAUAUGCACAUAUUAUCAACCCUAAUUACUUACAGGACGAGAUAUUCCCACACAUGUCUCCAAAAAUGAAAACGAAAACGAUUAAAACAAUUGCUGUUCAAAUUAGAAAUGAAGCAAGGGCAAUUGCUUUCUACGAAUAUUUUAAAAAUCUUAAAAUGAAUGAAUUCGCAUUCAAAUUUCUUGUAUCCACAUCGGAGACUUUUAAACUUAAUGCUCUCAAACAUAAUUUGAAUUUUAUUGAAGAAUAUAUCGAGUAUUUACCAAAUUAUAUUGGCAAUUCAUUUAUUCUCGCUAAGGCUUUUAUUUCGGAAUUAAAUUCUAGUUACACAAAGGAUUGUGCUUUAAUUCGCCUUUCGUACUUGUAUAAUAUUGAUAAUAAUCAGUAUUUAAACUUAUUUGAAAGUAAUUCCGAAGCUGUGAUAAACGAAAAAUUUGGAGGUAAAAUAUCUAAGAGUAUUAUGACCAAACAUAAAGAUCGAGUACUCAGCUUACCACAUAAAUACGUUCCAAAAAUUAAAAAAUACACAUUACUUCGACACAGUACAGCAGAUGAUGCGAAAAAGUACAUAACCGUUUUUUUUCCAAAAAUGAUUGAUGAGUUUUGGCAACGUAAUGUUUAUAACGAGUAUAAGCAUUUUUUUGACUUAAUACCCAAAACAGAAGUAUUUAACUUCCUCAAAAGUACUUUUGUGUCUCAUUUUGGAAAUGAACCAUUUGAAACGGAUGUUCGCUUCUAUCAAAAUAAGUAUUACAGUAUUUUUACUGAAGAAGAAAGAGAACAAUGGGCUCUGAAACAUAUAGAGAGAGGUGAAGAGCUUUUGGGGAGCAAUAAUGAUUACAUUUGGUAUAAAUUCGUAAACUUUGAUAAAGCAUUGAAAGGAAUAAAGCAGUAUAUUCUCGUAACUACAAAUGACCGAGACAGAAACAAUAUGGUUAGUAUUUUAGUAGAAUCAUCUAGAAGCCAGAGAGAUUUAGAGAAUCUAUUUGAUUACUAUUACAAAAGGUUUGUUAAUGAAAGUGAAACUUAUAAAAAUGACUUCAUCUCCAAGAUAAUAUCAGAAAAGAAUGUAUUUGAAUUUGAUGAUGCCUGUUGGGAUGCAUUUAAUAAAAUAUUGUGUAGUGUGGGAGUGUAUAACCCAGGAUGCGAUCGUAAGGUUAAAUUGGUAUGUUUGACAUACAAUAUAAUACACGGCAAAGCUAUCAACGAUGUUCUACUACUUCACAUAGAUAAUAUAGGGUAUUGGGAUUUGGAUUCCGUGUGUAAACGUUUAAAAAAAGAGGACUGUGAUAAAGUGUAUAAGUACCUCUAUGACCAUCAUGUCAUGAAAUUUGAAACGCUUGAUAAAAAUGAUGCAGAUACGACCAAGCAGGAAAGAAUGAACAUUGUUAAUAAAUUAAUUGAUGUUUUAACAUAUUUUAAAAAGACGAAAGUCGAUUUGCCUUUGAAUGUACAGUCAUUUAUAGAAGAAAACGUCAAGCAAUUUAAUUACUAUAACCUAUUGCCUUUAGAGGACCGGAAAAAAGAAAAAUUAACAGAAGUGUCCCUUUUGCGGCUUUUGAAGAAAGAUAAAGAAUUGGUCAGCAAUAAAUUUCCUGAAAUACGAGAGAGCAUGGACGAUAGUGAAUUUAGAUUUAAACGUUUGAUGAGCAAAAUUCGAAUAUAUUUUUCCAAUGAUCUUUCUAAUGAAUUUGUUAAAUUUUUCGCCGAUUGCAUAAAGAAUAAUAUGAGCCCUUAUAACUCUGUACAAUCAACGUAUAUUGGAAGUUCUGCUGUGUUCGGUAUCUUACAAUUAGCAAAUGAGGAGACUAAAUUAAAGUUUUUGACUAAAUAUGCACCAAACGAAGGGAAAAUUGCACACAAUAAAAUUGAUAAAAAUGUUUUAUUCACUCAAGAACAAAUAUGCCGCUUUGCAUGUUAUUCUCGACCUCCAGUGCCUCUGGAAAGCAUUACAUCGUACAUUAAAGGGGAUUAUGUUCAUUAUUGUAUGCCUAUGUUUAAUAUGUAUCUGGCUUGCUUACCAUUGUCAAUGUCGUGUAGGUUAAUCGAGUUUCUGUUAAAUAAUCCAGUUUCAAUUCAGAAACACGGUAUACGUUUAGCUUUCAAUGCAUACAAUCCAAAAGAUUUAAAAGCAUUGAUAUCACAAAUUUGGCAAAGGACUAAGAAUGUGUCGAUAAGAGUUGUGAUUUAUAAAGCUCUUGUACAAAAAAUUGCAAAAUCCUUGGAAUCUACCCAAGAUGAGUUGAUGGAUUCUUUGGUAUCCAUCACUUCGAAUUUAAUUGAGGACGACCAGAAUGAAUUGUACGACACUAUGCUCUCCUAUGAUGUACCUUCGAGAUUUAAAACUACUGUAUUGAAAACUGCUUGGCUAUCUGUAAAAAAGUUUUCUAAUAAAAAAUGCAGGAACAUAAAAAUAAAGGAAAGAAUAUUAAAUGCAAUUAGAGACUACACACCAGAUAGACACUUUUGCAGAACUCAAAUAAUUGAUGAACACCUUCAUUAUAUGUUACAUGAAAAUGGUCUACUACAUAACCAUAAAACAGAAUUAAAAGAAUUACAAGAGCAGUUAUGGCUUUUAACAUUUAAAUAUAUAGUAACUUGCAAUAACCAAAGUGAACUGGAGGAAUCACUUGCACUAUUGCAAACAAUUUUAGAGCUGAUAUUCAAGAAUUGGAAUGCAGUUGUGGAUAGUAAAUUCGUCGUGAUUGAAUUAUUUGAUCAUUUUAUCAAAAAGCUUAGAAGCGACACAUUUGAUAUGAAUGGUAAUAAUGACUAUAUUAUCACUAUCUAUGAACAUAUUCUUAAGAAUGUUCUGGAAUACUCCCCAGGCCAUGUUAUGUACCGAACAGUUUUGGACGUGAAACUUUAUCUAAUGAUGUGGAAAAUAAAAUGUGAGAAUGCUACAGAGGUUGAACGAAUAGCGAAUCUUGUACACAAGACAUUGUUAAUCUUCAUGCAAUAUCUAAGAGAUAACGAUAAACUGAUUCCGAGCUUACUUGAUGUGAUAGGCGGUAUUAUAACAACUAAUGUAAGAUAUUUGGCGAUGGCAAAGAGAAUUGAUGGUGAUAUUCUUAUAGGGCAUAUGUGUAAUGAAAUUGUAUCAGGUACGGACACAGACCUUACUAUCCUUUCUAUAAUUAUAUUAAGUCAAACUUUACUACCAGAUAUGAAUUGUAGACCAAGAGAUAUAUUUAAAGCACUGUGUUCACAGUUUGUACAAAAAUUGAAACAAAUUAAUAAUUUUGAAGUUCAGAGUUUGUAUUACAAUAAGUUCAUUUUAAAUGGUUAUGAGAAAAGAUUUGAAAAUCAGUAAUUAAUUAUUCGAUCUUUUCCUCCGAACGAUAAUGGAUUUUGUUCAGUCUUAUCUUAUGACAAUUUUGUUGUAUUUCCUACAUUUUGCUUUAAAUGUUUCAUAAUUUAAGCUAAAUUUACGUUUAGUCAACUACAAUAAUUAUACUAAUCUACAAUUUUAGUUUUUCGAAUUUUACGAAUCAUCUUUUUAAUUUCGAAGAACGUAUCUAAAUCUUAAUAUAUUUUUAGUAAAAAU
Molecule: messenger RNA, 3964 nt
Organism: Colias croceus (clouded yellow)
Lineage: Eukaryota; Metazoa; Arthropoda; Insecta; Lepidoptera; Pieridae
Exons: 2
Coding region: 167-3730 (1187 amino acids)
Source: RefSeq, a predicted model, not a curated record